CAAAGUCUGCCAACAUGAGCAGCUCUUGAAGGCAAUCUGCCAAGGAGCGGAAGGCUUUCGUAUGGAUGAAGAGGAGCAGGACUUCCCAGAUGAGGUUGCCAUAGAGGACGAAAGCAUCACAAAGUACCAGACUGUCCCAGAGACCUUAGAGGAGGUGCGUUUCCCGAAGGAUGUCAUCGAGGAGGCCCAACAGGCAUGGAUGUCUUUUACAAUGGCUUCAACGAAAGAAGCAGCAGGUGAAGCGCUUUAUUCUGCGAUCUUCCAUGCAGCCCCCAGCCUGCAAAGUCUUUACAAGAUUCCCAGGCCCACUAUGGCCUUGAGAUUCAUGAACAGUAUCAACGCAGCGGUGGCCAUUGCCCACAGACCUUCUGCACUUAAAGCACAGGCAGAAGCCUUGGGUUUCCAGCACUUCGACAUAGACGUGACACCUAGUCGUGGAGAUAUAUUCCGAGAAGCUAUCCUGGAAGUCCUCGACAUGGAAUUGGGUUCUCGUUUUACAACGAGGGCUAGGAUGGCAAUCGGGGCCAUCCUAAACUAUUUGAUUGGGGCCAACAUCUUCGUACGCCGUGAAUAUGCGGGAAGGAUACAUCUCCUCCAGGAUAGCUGGAACAUGGCCAACCAACAGGCUCUCAGUGCCGUCGAAAUGGCAGAGCAAGAGGAUGCGCUCUUCGAGGAUUCAGAACGUUUGGAUGAAAAGCGCACUGCCAGUCCAAAGACGACGGAUGUGCAGGUUCCGACGAGUUUUACUGAAAUGUUCCAUUUCAACGCAGCUGUGAUGGGCUUCAACAGCAAUUGGAUGAAUUCAGUGCUUUACUCACUGAAUGAUUUGGUGGCAAAUGCUGCAGCCUCCUAUCGACUCAACGAGGAGUGCUCCGUGCUUUCCUUGGUUCUUGCUCAGCAGACCCAACCGGCUGUUUUAAGCGAGUUCAAAGCAGUGAUGUUGGCUUCCCUGCGUUCAUUGGUGGCAAAGGAGUGGGGCUCUCAACACGAGCUUGCUUGGAACUGGUUCUGGGAGAAUGUGACACGCCUCCUCAAAGCUGAGAAUUUCAAGCCACAGGUUCAACUGAAGGCGCUGGAGGAAUUCUUGACCAAGCUCAGCCCAACUGAACUCAGCUCUCUGUAUCGAAGUGUCUACAAAAAGUUUUUUGCACUUGCACCAUCAGGCCAGGAUUUCUUGAAACAGUCUUCUGCACGGCUGGACUACAUAGUGGAUCAGAUUCUGUCAAUGACCGUGGAUAUAUACAGAGAACCUCGCGAUAUGGUCAGAAAGAUUUCAGCAAUUGGACUCAGGCAUGUGGGCUACGCGGUUCCGACGGAGCUCUUCCCUCCCUACGUGACUGCCAGCAUUGAAGUGGUCCGCACAAUGACCACCGACGAGGCGGCUGAAACGGCCUUCAGAUGGUCUCUCACCUUGAUCUCCAAAAUCUUGGUGCGCAGCAUCAACGAAGGCUCCACAGUUGUGAUGAAAGCUGUGAACACCAAUCAGGAGAAGGCACUGCGAAGGGCUGUUUCUAUGGCUCCACGCGGGAAACGAAACAUGGCGAUGCUCAAUGUGGCAGUUGGCACUGAGUCAAUCUCACCUUUGUACUGGGCCAUCGAGACCGGAAGCCACCGCGUUGCCAAGGCCAUGAUUAUCGACUUGCUCACCAUCAGAGCUGAUCGGGAUCACUACUACUACGGCAAUGAAGCGCUGUUCACACGUCAUCCGGAUAUCAUCCACAAACUUUGCGUGGAUGCCCCACCUCUUCUGUGGCCUUUACUGGAUGGUCUCAUUUGGCGAUCUCGCUUAGUGUCACAAGGCAUGCGCCGAGUCAACUACUACAUCCAGCAUUUGGUGCAAGAUGCAGAGGGCAACAUGAACAAGGCGCUUGAGUGGAUGGCUGGUGCCCAAGAUCCAAAGUUGAUCGCGCAUCCCAUCGUAGAAGUCUUCUCAGAUCUCAUGUGGGGCGAUCUCGUGAGUUACCGCGUCUUUGCACGGAAACUCUACCUCUUCUUCUCCCUGAUCAUCUUCAUAUUGGGUCAUGGCUUGUACAUGAAAUAUAGCGAGCUGCUCGAGCUCACAGACAUGGAGCGUGUCUUCAUCUUCGUUUGCCGCUCUUUCAACUAUUUGGGUGGAAUGUUGCAGCUGCUGAUUCGCUUUGUCUUGCUUUGCGUGGCAGACAUCCGGGGCGGCCAAAUCGUCAGGAUCUACAGAGUACCCCUACCACGCUUUAUUUGCAGUAUGAAGGAGAUUUGCUUUCUAUUCUUGGCUGUGUUAUUGAUCUGCAUGUGCUCGCUGGAGCCACUGUUAUGGUGCCUUGACAACAUGUACGGCGACUUCCCAGGGUCCGGGCUCUUCACAACUACGUGUCCAGAGGCAGCAGCCAAUCAUGAUGCCUAUGUGCUGAUAUCAGGAGCUGCUCUAAUGCUCUACUGGCUCCUGAUGAUUGACGUCUCCAUUUUCUCAAUGCGAGCAUCUGCGUUUUCGCUGGUUUGCUUCCAGGUCUUGGUUGAGUUUUGGCUUUACUUGCUUGGGUUGCUUUUCUUGAUCAUCGCCUUUGCAACAUCGCUGAGUGCGCUAAAGCACGAGAUUCCUGCUGUCACAGGCAUCAAUGCAGCAGCUUUGACCUUGCUGAGAGUGUCUAUAAACCUCUACUCAGCAGAGGAAUUCAGCGAACUUGAGGCUUCAGUUUGGGUCUUCAUGGUCUCGUGCAUUUUUCUGAUCUUGACCUCAGUGUUUCUUCUGCAUCUUCUUGUGGCCCAAGUGAGCGAAGCAUAUGCUGCAAUUGUCACAGACAUGUACGGCUACGCCCGGCUCAACCGCGCAGCUGUCACAGUGUCUGUCAUCAAGACGAUCUGUCCCAAACGUUGGAAUCGCUUUCUCGGCUCUCUGUGCUUUGAGCAGCCUUUGGAGUUCAACGAGGGUGAUAUUGGUUUGGCAGGCGGUAUCGCCAUCACGGAGCCUGCAAGCGUAAAUCCUACAUCUGUGGAUCAGAUCAAGCGAUACGGCGGCACAACAUCAUCUGAGAAGCCUUGGCCGGAAGAACCAGAAGCAGUGACAGACGAGGACAAGUUUCUUCGGUUGGAAAAACUGAUCAUGGGCCGCAUGGGCCGCAUGGGCGGUCAAAGAUCUAGGAGGCAUCGUGGCAGCGGAUCCAACGCCUCCAGCCACAGCAGCCACAGUGGUGGCAGUCAGAAUGAGCCUGACUCCGCUGACUCUCAGCAACAGGCUGAGUGAGACGCGCACCAAUAGCAGAGCUGCCAUGACAAUCCAUGACAUACAGUACUUAUUUUAUCUUAUUUUAUGUUUUAAAG
This is a messenger RNA of Cladocopium goreaui, 3294 nucleotides long. The record is from the annotation of a GenBank genome assembly. NCBI's taxonomy places the organism in Eukaryota, Dinophyceae, Suessiales, Symbiodiniaceae.